This is a messenger RNA of Symbiodinium necroappetens, 498 nucleotides long. The record is from the annotation of a GenBank genome assembly. NCBI's taxonomy places the organism in Eukaryota, Dinophyceae, Suessiales, Symbiodiniaceae.
GAGCGCACACAAGCGCGCUUCUUCAUCCGGUUGAUCUAUGCCACGACGGAUGGUUCCAACAUUUUCACACCCGAGUACCUGAAGCGGAUUAAGCGCAUCGAAGACAGGCUCGAGACUUUGCCGGGCUACCGACGUUUCUGCCUCGCCGAUGGAAACGGCCGCUGUGUGCGGCCGCUGUCGGCGGUCAACUAUUUCUUUGCCAGCAUGGAUGCUAGCACAGGCACCAUCACGCCUGAUGGUCGAGGAGAACACCUUCUUCCCAUUCAGGCGAUCUUAGCGAAUCUUGGCACCAGCAAUUCCUACUUCGUGGAUAGGUACUUCGGUGUCUCGUCGGGUCAGCUGAAAAGUGCUCUCGAGGGCAACAUUACUCGCAGCGUCCUCCGCUUCGGAUUGCCCCUAAGGGGCUUUCGGAACACGGAGGACCAUCGACAGGCCGAGAUGUUCGGGGAGUUCGUCAGGGACCAGCUCCGGCCUUACUUGAUGGAGGCGUCCUCGGAG